AUGAGUAAUAAUAGCACAUCACAACAGAAGAAACGAAAAUUCGAAACCAACCGAUAUAUGGUUGUUUUUGAGGAGUUGCUGAGAGCUCCAGAAGCAAGAGAAAAUUUCAGAGGUUUUCUCAAACUGGUUCAUUGUGAGGAACCUCUUCAAUUGAUCGAUGCCAUUGAUUCAUACAGAACCGAACAUAAAAAGCUAAUAGAUAAUAUUGAUGACAGUGCUUCCGAUUUUGAUUUUCAAGGUUUUAAAAAGAUACUACUCCUUGUGAAUCAACUUGAAAAUAUUGUAAAUACCUUUGGAUUGGAAGAUUCUAUUGAAAAGUUUUCACAUUAUUAUAUGGGUGCUUGGACUCGUACACUGAAUCUCUACCAUCUUGUAACACUAAAAUUGGAAUCCAUUUCCAACUCUAACAAAACUAACAACAAGCAAAUAUUUGAAAUUUUAGAAAUUUUAAAUCCUUCCAAUAUUUUGGAAGAUGUAGAGACAAAGGCAAUUCUUGAUUUGAAAUAUGAUGAAUUUCCAAGGUAUGCCAGGUCGAAUACGCUUCACUUGUUUCUUGUACGAAAGGGUGAAGAAUAUACGAGAAGAAUUGCUAUUAAUAUUGCUAACGAUUUUUAUGUAGAUAUUAGAUUUAAACCUAAAGAUUUUGAAUCUCAAUUAAUGACUGAUAAGGAUGUUUAUUUUGCUUAUACAUUGAGUGAAGAUACACCUGAUUGGAAAGAAUUAACUUGUAGCGAGAAACCUAACUUUUUACAGACCUUUGUUUCAAAAACAGUUUAUUCAAUAGGACCAGACGAAAUGAAAGGAAUGAGAUUAUUUAAAUUGGUAAUGCAUCUGCCCUAUGCAGUUGAAGAUGUUUGGGCUACGUAUUGUGAUAUGAAUACACGAUUCAAACUUGAUCACACUCUCAUGAAAGAUUUCAAAUUGCUGAGAUAUAUUCCACCACAUCAGAAGAAAUCAAGUGAGCAACGAGAUUCCAUUUCAUUUUAUGAGAUAUUUGAUGAGAGAGAUAAUCGAUACACUGUGGAUAAACCACCACUUGCCAUUCAGAUUGGAGCUCUGGGUAUUGAAAUGCACAUUCCACUAUUGAAACACAGAGACUUGCCACAUACAAUGACUUCACUUUAUGAUCCCUCGGUGAAUUGUUACAUGAACAUUGGUCACACGUGCAAGAUUGAGGAAUCACUCAGGCGUGCACCUACAGAUAGAGUCAAGUCUGAAAUUUUGUUCAAUUACAUGUUCUUUGGUACUGGAGAAAAAUCAACAAGAUUUAUUCACACAGUGUAUACAGACCUACAUGUUCCUUUGGAUUCUGAUUUUGUUUUGAGUAAGAUUUGGAAGAAUAGAAGCAAACAAUUACAGGCCUCAUUUGAAGAAUUACUAGCAGAAAAAACCAAGGGAGGAACCAUUUCCAUUGACAAAUCUAUGGUGAAUGAUCAUUUCAAAUAUUUUACAGCUGUGGAAGACAAUGCCAAAUUGAAUAGAAAGUGGUACAGAGAUUAUUUGAGAAAGAAAAAUCAAAUGCAAAUUGAAUAUGGUGAUUGAGGAAAUAUUUUCAAUAGUUAACUAUUGCUUUUCCACAAACCAAUUGUAUAGCAAAAGAAAAUCAAUUUCUACCGGCAUGUGUCUUCCAUGUUGAAUAUGUUGGCUACGCUUCUGAUGGAUGUACCUAUAAUACCAUAGAAUGCUCAUAUGUUCUUGCCUCAUAAUGAAAUAAUAACUUUCGAACAUUGAUUAAAAUUAUAAUAAGGAU
Naegleria gruberi is the source of this 1750-nucleotide messenger RNA. RefSeq lists its product as uncharacterized. The coding region runs from base 1 to 1542 and encodes 513 amino acids. The record is from RefSeq and is a predicted model, not a curated record. The transcript has a single exon. NCBI's taxonomy places the organism in Eukaryota, Heterolobosea, Eutetramitea, Acrasida, Naegleriidae.